Messenger RNA from Myotis brandtii (Brandt's bat), 2117 nucleotides. It is a transcript of the gene PDGFRL, whose product is annotated as platelet-derived growth factor receptor-like. NCBI's taxonomy places the organism in Eukaryota, Metazoa, Chordata, Mammalia, Chiroptera, Vespertilionidae. The record is from RefSeq and is a predicted model, not a curated record. Bases 171 to 1097 code for a protein of 308 amino acids. The transcript is spliced from 6 exons.
UUCUACUCGGGGAAGCAACAGUUACCGGCCAACACCCUCCCAAGAACAAGCGUCCAAAGGAGCCAGGAGAAAACAGAAUCAAGCCCACCAACAAAAAGGUGAAGCCCAAGAUUCCCAAGACAAAGGACAGGGACUCGGCCGAUGACUCAGCGCCAAAGAAUCAGUCUAUCAUGGUGCAGAUGACGGAGAAAGGGCGCUUCCAGAAGCCCGCUGCCACCCUGAGCCUGGCGGCGGGGCAGACCCUGGAGCUCCGGUGUAAAGGGAAUAAAAUUGGAUGGAGCUACCCCCCAUACCUGGACACCUUCAAGGACUCCCGCCUCAGUGUGAAGCAGCAUGAGCGCUACGGCCAGCUGACCCUGGUCAACUCCACCGCGGCCGACACCGGCGAGUUCAGCUGCUGGGGGCAGCUCUGCACCGGCUACAUCUGCACGAAGGACGAGACCAAAACCGGCUCCACAUACAUCUUUUUUACAGAGAAAGGAGAACUCUUUGUACCUUCUCCCAGUUACUUUGAUGUUGUCUACCUGAACCCGGACAGACAGGCUGUGGUUCCUUGUCGAGUGACCGUCCUGUCAGCCAAAGUCACGCUCCACAGGGAGUUCCCGGCCAAGGAAAUCCCGGCCAAUGGAACAGACAUUGUUUAUGACAUGAAGAGAGGCUUUGUAUACCUGCAACCUCAUUCUGACCACCAGGGGGUGGUCUACUGCAAGGCGGAGGCCGGGGGCAAGUCGCAGAUCUCUGUCAAGUAUCAACUCCUCUACGCAGAAGUUCCCAGUGGCCCUCCCUCCACAACCAUCCUGGCAUCUUCAAACAGAGUCAACAGUGGGGACGACAUCAGUGUCCUCUGCACUGUCCUCGGGGAGCCUGACGUCGAGGUGGAGUUCAGGUGGAUCUACCCAGGCCAGAAGGAUGAAAGGCCCGUGACGAUCCAGGACACCUGGAGGCUGAUCCACAGAGGCCUGGGCCACACCACCAGGAUCUCCCAGAGCGUCGUGACGGUGGAAGACUUUGAGACCAUUGACGCGGGAUAUUACAUUUGCACGGCCCAGAAUCUCCAAGGACAGACCACAGUAGCUACCACUGUUGAGUUUUCCUGACUUGGAAAACGCAGUGCAAUGGACUGACGGGAAGCCCACGUGCGCACACCACCAGCUCGGGCGUCCUUGUGACUCGGGCUUUGCCAGAGGCUGAUGUCCAGCGCCAAACCCCAGUCCCUGCCUCGUGAGUAAGACCCAGACAUCCAAACACACAGGAAGUCGCCCGGUCUAAUAAUAGACGUGUUAACUCCUCGGACAGAAAGCAUGUCUUCUGAUUGCUUACCUACGUAUAUGCGUUUCUGGUUUUUAUACUUAGAGAGCAUAUAUGUGAACAACUCUAUAUAAUCAUCUCUAUUAAAUGAUCAAGUUUUUGUAAAAUAAAUUUAAAACUGGCCUAAGUGCUCGUGUUUUAGGUUGGCAGAAGGACUUGUUGGUAGUGAUGUUUGGGUUAACCUUAAUUUCCAUUUGAUUUUAAUCGCAAUACGUGAGCAUCUAAAAAAUGUAGUAACUAUAUAUGGACUAUGAUAUGAAAGUAUCCAAAAAAAAUCAUAGAAACUUGCUUUUUAUUAAAAAUAAAAAAGGCUGCACUCAGAAGUAACUAGUUCUAGAUUAGUACAUUCAGAAAGAUUUACAGCAUGUGUGUUUAAAAGUUUAAUUUUCAAUAUAAAAUAGGUAUGCUGAUCAAGGAAAAUUCAACUUCAUUUAGACCUUUUGUAGCAUCUGCAAAAAAAAAUAUUUAGACCAUAGUUUUCUCACCUUAAAGAGCAGAAAUUGUUAAAACCAGUCAAAAGUUAUUCCUCCAAAACACACAGCUUUGAAUUUAGAAAAGAGAAGCUUCAUUCUGAGCUUAGCUCUGUGAGCCAAAUUUCAGCCCAUGGCCUGUUUUGUGGUUGCGUUGGAAAUUCCUGGGAAAUGGCUGAGGAGGCGGCGCAGCGUCGACGCCUGGGCUGUGAGAAGGGCUGUGAGCUGGGCAGCCCCUGGGAGAGAGAAGGAUGUCACAGGUUGCACUUCUUAUAUUAAAUAUUCCAGCAUUGUUUAUUUAAUCAAGGUAAAAAUACACUUUGCAUCAUUAUAAACUGA